Molecule: messenger RNA, 2137 nt
Organism: Drosophila takahashii
Lineage: Eukaryota; Metazoa; Arthropoda; Insecta; Diptera; Drosophilidae
Source: RefSeq, a predicted model, not a curated record
UCGUAUUUUGUCACUCGAUCGGUCAUCGCGUCCACUUGUCGCCCGCUCUCUCUGAGAUCGGAUUGGAUUGGAUUGCUUGGAACUUGGGAGCUGGACUCGUCCAGUGCGGAUGAGGCUGGGGAGCAGGAGGAGGAGGAGGAAGGAGCUGCCGCCCCAUUGAUCCGCCAAUUAUCGAUCUUUAUCGAUCUCACGACGACCAUGUAAAGGUCACAGGUCAAGAACGGAAAUUAAAGUACCGAAAAAGAAUCCGGAGAUUGAUUCAGCAAUAGCACUUGGUCCUGGGCAGCCAGUGCAGAAUGUGACCGGAGCGCCGGACCGGAAAUGCUGAAGCACGCCUCGACGACGAGCAGUACCGCUGCGGCCGUCGCCACGGCAGCGGUGGCCAUCAACCCGCUGUCCACUUUGCUGGGCGGCCAGCUGCUGCGCACCGCCGCCAACAGCAGCAGCAACAUCAAUUGCAAUGGCAACAGCAACAGCAAUUGCAAUAGCAACAGCAACACCAACAGCAGCAGCAGCAACAACCAAACUGGAAGCGGCGGCAGUGGCCACAACACACCCCCAGUUCCGCUGGUGGAAGCGGAAGCGGGAAUUGGAAGUGGAAUUGGAAAUGGAAGUGCAACCACCAAUGGCGGCUCACCGACACCCGCAGCAGCUGCGGUGGCAAGUACCGCGCGCAACAUCCACCUGCGACCGCCGCAGCCGCUGAAUAUAUCCGCCCUGAAUGCCUCCGCCUCGAGCACGCUGCUCAACGAGGGAGGAGGAGGUGGAGGAGGAGGAGGAGGUCACAGGGGCAACUCCUCCACGCUGCUGAAUAUCGCCACGCCCAGCACGCCGCUCAAGCCGCUCACCCCGCUCACCCCGCUCACGCCGCUCACCCAGCUGACGCCCAACGGACACUUUCUGGGCAACGGGAGUGUGCACCACCACACCUACACCAACCAGCACAUCCUGGCCAGCAGCGGUGGUGCUGGUGGCCAGCAACAGCAGACGCAACAGCAGCCGCAGCAGCAGCAGCAACAGCAGCAACAGCUGCCACAUGCGCCGGCGCAUGCGCACAGUCUCAGCCAAGUGGCGCCCAACUACAGCAGGAACUACAGCCACCUGACGCCCAAUCCUGCGCGCCACAAGCUGCCCAAGUCGGGUCCUUCGCCCCGCGAGGCCCUCACCAGCCUGGGAUUGCUAUGUCUGAUUUCCCUGCUCCUGGCGCUGCUCUCGCUGAUCUUCCUGCUGAGGAUCUCGCCGAAUGGACGCGAGGACGCCGUGGGUCGUGGCGCUGGCGGCGAGGACUUCAUUGUCGUCUACGACGUGACCUUGGCCCUGGGCGCCCUGUCGCUGUCGCUGAACCUUUGCUGCCUGCUGGUCUGCGCCAUCCAGUUCCUGUUCGCCGUGAAGCUGCGCGAACCCGCGUUCGAGGGGCGGGAGAACCAGUACCUGGCCAAGUCGAGUGCCAGCCGGACGUGCGCCGUCAGCGGGUUCUUCAUCUCGAUACCGGUCUUCCUCACCGGCCUCAUCCUCUACACCUUCAGCCACUUCCACUCGACGCCGGCGAUCGUGACCAGCCUGCUGAUCGGCGUGGGCAUCGUCUUCUGCGGCGGCGCCAUGGUGCACAACGUCUUUGUGUGGCAGCGCGAGAAGACCAUCAGCUAUCGGGGUGGAGCGGCCCACAGCCUGUCGGUGAUCUCGGCCGCCCAGCUGCCCAUGCCUAUGACUAUGACUAUGCCUAUGCCCUUGCCACUGCCACCGCCGGGGGGUCCGUACCAUGGGUAUCACCAGGGCGGCGGUCACCUGGUGCCGCCCAGCGUGACGGCGGUCUCACCCAAUCAUUCGCAUGGCAGCUUCAAUCCGCUGCUCCUCGGAGGAGGAGGAAAUGGCUGCUGCGGCGGAGGAGGAGGAGGAGGAGGAGGAGGAGCAGGAGCCGUCAACUCAUCCUUCUUGGUGCGUCCCGCCACGGCCACGCCCCCCACGCCCACGCCGAGGACACUGGCGAACAGCAGCUGCCUGACGACGGGCCGCGAGGCCAGCGGAUCGGUCAGUCCCGGGAUCCCGCCGACGCUGGACAUGAGCAACAUCACCGUCCUGCUGCACGAGCUAUCCACACUCGUCUAGACUCGAAAUUCCAGCUUCUAGAUCAGAGGUG